AUGGAUGAGAGGUACUCAAACACAUACCACAGGAAAGAGAAGGCAAGUGAGACAGAGCUCUUAUCCCAGGUCUUUGUCAUUAUGCAGAUCAUCAGUAGAUGCUGUAGCAGCACUAGAGAGAGUGAAGGCAGAGGCUCCGCGAGCACGUUGCACAUUGCAGAGAGGGAGAUCGACAUAAGGGCAGAUAAAGCUCAGCUAGAAGCUAAUUUGGAAGCCCUGCAUCUUGAAAAAGAGGAUGUAGCUGCUAUUGCUCAGGCAGAGGUAUUGGGGGCAGGUGCAGGUCAAGAGGUGAGAACAGUUUAUCAGUCCCAGAGAACUGCCCUCAAUGUCGAGUGCAACAAAGAUGAUCUUAUUGAUGUAUUGACCCAAUGCUCAAAUGCACAAAGGCUGAUUAUUGGUCAGACCUACAACGCUAUGUAUGGAAAGGAUCUGGUCAGUGAUCUUAAAGAGAGUUUGUCUGGACAUUUCAAAGAAGUAAUGGUAGGGCUGAUGUACCCACCAGCUUUCUUCGAUGCUCAUGAACUGAGACAUGCAAUGAAGGGUGCAGGCACAGAUGAAAACUGCCUAAUUGAAAUACUUGCCUCAAGAACAAACAAUGAGAUCUAUGCAAUCAAUGAAGUCUACAUGAUGCAGUUUGGCAUACAACUUCAAGAGGAUAUUGAUUCAGAAACAUCUGGACACUUCAGGGAUUGUCUCAUGCUGCUUGCACAAGGAACCAGGGAAGAAGGAUAUGGGUAUGAGGAUCAAGGCAUGGCUGCUCAAGAUGCCACGGCACUUUGGGGAGCUUGCCAAGAUGAAACAGGGGAGAAUAAAAAGAUCUUGCAGUACAUCCUAUGUAAAAAGAGCUUUCAGCAUUUGUGGAUGGCCUUUCAACAGUUCCAAUUAAUGUAUGGUAGGGAUAUUCAAGAAGCAAUAACCAACUGCUAUGAGGGACACUUUCAGCAAUUACUUGUAGCAAUUGUCCUUUGUGUUAGAGACAAAGCUUCCUACUUUGCAUACAAACUCUACACAGCAAUUUAUGACUACGGCUUUCACAACAGAACUGUUAUAAGGAUCAUGAUUUCUAGGAGCGAAAUUGAUCUGAUGAACAUCAAAAGGAAUUACAAGGUCAGCUAUGGAAAUUCACUACACCAUGAUAUCAAGAAAUAUGCUUCGGGACACUAUGAGGCAGCUCUCUUGGCAAUUUGUACUGGUGAUGCUGACGACUGUUAAAUGAAGAAGAUUCCACAACUAAAACUUAAAUCUUAUAAAACUCAACUCCAUCCGAUGAAAUGCAG
Hypanus sabinus (Atlantic stingray) is the source of this 1277-nucleotide messenger RNA. Its product is annotated as annexin A10-like. Lineage: Eukaryota; Metazoa; Chordata; Chondrichthyes; Myliobatiformes; Dasyatidae. The transcript has 12 exons. Gene Ontology annotation, cellular component: cytoplasm. Bases 1 to 1212 code for a protein of 403 amino acids. The record is from RefSeq and is a predicted model, not a curated record. Gene Ontology annotation, molecular function: calcium-dependent phospholipid binding; calcium ion binding.